Molecule: messenger RNA, 1833 nt
Organism: Mollisia scopiformis
Lineage: Eukaryota; Fungi; Ascomycota; Leotiomycetes; Helotiales; Mollisiaceae
Exons: 2
Coding region: 1-1833 (610 amino acids)
Source: RefSeq, a predicted model, not a curated record
AUGCCUGCUAUUAUACAGGAUGUGUUGUCUUUAGUGGCACCAUCUUCAGUCUAUACUGUACUGCAGAGGUUCACAAUGCCAACAGCUGCAGGUCCAAAGGCUGUUAUAGCUUUGACUUUCGAGUCCAGCAAGAUCUUGCAAUCACUUUAUACUCUCAUGUUGAAGAUGAUUGUAAUCCAGAUCUGGUAUCUGAUUGUUCUCAUUGGAAUUUCCCUCUCCGCAAGUCCGAAGAAACAACGAUCGCACAAUAUCAGCAUUGCGAAUGUCAUCAUCUGGAACGCGCAGGCAGCACCGCUCGACAUUGUCAAACUGAUGUUUGGCUAUAUUGCACACAUCUCCUUAUACGCUCUGACGUGGACUGUCCUAGCAGCCUUUGCGUGGGCUGCUUCUAUUGCUCUUUCACUCUUGGUUUCCCCGGAUCUGAUCAUUGGGAUGGCGGCACCAGUCGCCGCUGAUGCCAUCUAUGUCCCAGAAUACUCUCCGUACAAGAACACAAGCUCCUACUCUCUUAGAGUUGAGCAAAUUUCGACACCGGCAAAUCUUCGUGCGAUCGGACUCGCAGAUAACUUGACAACAAGUGCUAACGUGAGCGUCGGCACUCCUACCACAUCAGUCGAUGGCUACGGAGAAACUAUAUACCAACUCGACUACAGCUAUCAACUCUCAGACGUUGAUUUUGGGCUACAGCAUGCUAGUGGCCUCCUUUUGGCUGUGAACGGAUCCUGCAUCACUGAUUACACCUGGUUCGCUGCGAAAGUUGACAAUCCGUUCAUCGUCACCGAUGUCUAUGUGCUGUUUGGAAAUGAUAGCAACACUGGAAAUGCUUCGACAGCAGAUGGUGGACCGCCAUUAGCUACCUUCUACCUCGACCCGGCUGGCCCACAAGCGCCAAUUGGCAGCAACAUCAGUUAUGCCAUCAUCAUUUCCUCCCUCGGGCGAAAAAGCUUUACUCCUAGCUCAGAUCCAUGGUACCAGACAGCACAACUACCUGACGACCCAGCUGGGGCAGGAUAUAUAGUAUCGCGGGGCAAACCGGUACUCAGCUGCUGGCAGACCGACAUCUGGUCCUACGGAAAUGAAAGCAGAUCAAUCAACGACCUCGAACAACUGGGAGUCCUGCCUCACUCUUUAGUUCUCAUCUUCCAACAUUUCCUUAGCGUCCCGCGCAUAUUCAACCUCGCGCAAUCUCUCGGAACAACAGCCUUGAAAUCAGCAACCGGAUCUCAAGGCUACUACUUCGACGCACAAACAUCAAACAUCCACGACGACCUCCAACGUCUUGUCCUGGGUGCCUACGAGGCUACCAAGAAUACGUUACAGGAGACGACGAAAUUCAGCAGACAGUACACCGAUAUCUCAAACCUCGUCCUUGACGAUAAUGGCAACGUGCUCCCCGGCACAGACGAAUUCGUGAUCUACACCGGAGAAGCGGCUGCCCUCUCGAUCCCAAUGUUGAUAGCAGUCCCAAUCAUCGCCGUCCUGCUUCUUGCGCUCAAUUUCUUGCUCACUACCAGCCUUCCGUGCUACGCGCUACCGUGGGGAUAUGUGGACGCGCUGAGAGCAGCUGUUAUCUAUAGCGCUUUGGACAACGAUCCUAAUAAUGAUCUCUGGGAUCGCUCUACGCCGGCUCCGAUAUAUAAGGUGGAUCCGAGCAAGAAGGGUAUCGUGCAUGAAGCGCAUGUGAGGCCGGGGUAUAAUCCUGAUAAGAGGACUUUGAGUUGGCUUGGCUCGGGACAUGGAACGCCUGCAAUGAGUCCAGUGUUCGAGAAGAAGGCUGGUGAUGCCUCGAUCGUGCCUCCAGCUGCUUCUCCUAGUAGCCAAAAACAAGAUUAA